AUGUGCUAUCUGGCUAUUGCCCACUCUCUGUCCAGCAACAAGCUGCGCUCCAAGAGGACCACCAUCCUCUCGUUAGUCCUCAUCUGGACCGUGGCCGGAGUCUUGGCUUCCCCAGGGUUAAUACUGCGGCGGAUGCAGGAAAAAGAGAACCAGACGCUCUGUGCCAUGGACUACACUUUGGUGGCAAAUAAAGCCACUGAGCAUUUCUGGGUCGGGGGGCUCAGCCUUUUUGCCAGCACCGUGGGCUUUCUGCUGCCUUUCCUGCUGAUGUCCGGCUUCUACUUCGCCAUUGGCAACACAGUCAACAGGCACUUCCAGAAUGUCAAGAAGGAAGAACAGAAGAAAAAACGCCUCCUGAAGAUCAUCACGGCCCUGGUCCUGGUCUUCACUAUUUGCUGGCUCUCUUUCCACAUCAUUAAGACCGUCGAUGCGAUCAUCUGGCUGGGUCUCAUCAAGAUCCCAUGCUCCGUCGAUGAAUUCUUUAUCUCGGCUCAUCCAUACGCUACAUGUGUCGCUUACAUUAACAGCUGCCUCAACCCGUUCCUCUACGCGUUCUUUGAUCAGCGAUUUCGCUCAGAGUGCCUCUGUGUGCUGCGCUGUUCCCAGCUAAAGAAAGCUCUGCAUGCCCCUAUCACAUCCAUCUCCUCCAGCAUGAGCAACCCCACCAAAUCCGAGGCACCCUCCUCCGCUACCAAAGUCUAAAAGCUGGGGGCGAGGUAGGGGGAGAAAGAGACCCAGAGAGAGAGAGAGCGCGCCAAUAACCCUAAGUCCUCUCCGCUUGUCUGCCAACGAACCCAAAUAGCCCUCAGUCCAUGCGAGGCAGACAAACUCUUGAAUCGGACCAGCGUUCCCGGCCCCAGUCUGGGUCCUUGCUGGUGACUGG
This is a messenger RNA of Chiloscyllium plagiosum (whitespotted bambooshark), 883 nucleotides long. Its product is annotated as apelin receptor-like. Gene Ontology annotation, cellular component: external side of plasma membrane; membrane. Gene Ontology annotation, biological process: immune response; G protein-coupled receptor signaling pathway; positive regulation of cytosolic calcium ion concentration. The record is from RefSeq and is a predicted model, not a curated record. NCBI's taxonomy places the organism in Eukaryota, Metazoa, Chordata, Chondrichthyes, Orectolobiformes, Hemiscylliidae. Gene Ontology annotation, molecular function: C-C chemokine binding; C-C chemokine receptor activity.